Messenger RNA from Maniola jurtina (meadow brown), 3165 nucleotides. RefSeq lists its product as uncharacterized. Gene Ontology annotation, cellular component: membrane. Bases 298 to 3060 code for a protein of 920 amino acids. The record is from RefSeq and is a predicted model, not a curated record. Gene Ontology annotation, molecular function: phosphatidylinositol bisphosphate binding. The transcript is spliced from 18 exons. Lineage: Eukaryota; Metazoa; Arthropoda; Insecta; Lepidoptera; Nymphalidae.
CGCUUGAUGCACCCGCAAUAUGCACAAUUAUAUCACUAUUACUCAUAUUUACACCAUUUUGUGAAAGUAAAUCAGGGCAAGGGCAAAUAUAUUGUCACAAACGAAAGAGACAAGAACAGCAUGCCAUCAAAAUCGAAAGGUUUUUGAACCAUGCACAAGGAUUCGCGAAAUAAUAAAGUGGCCAAACCUGAUAAUAAUCACUACGGUCUUUACAUUUCACGAUCAACGAGGUGCGUGUAAGUGUUAUCUUGGCUCAGUUCAGUCAAUGCGAUCGAGCCGUAUGGUUUUGUAGUCAAAAUGGAGUUCCUACCCAAAGACAAGAUCCUCGAGACCAAGCCAGAUACACUGCAGUAUGUUCGCAAAGAGUUUGGAUUGGAAAAACCUGGGAGCAUGAAAGAUGCUGUGGACAUUCUUAACGAAUGGGUGCAGAAACAAUCACAUUUUAAUAAGAAGGAUUUCAAAAGAGCUUAUUUGGAGACCACAAUACUCGGAUGCAAGGGAUCAAUAGAACGCGCCAAGACACAAAUGGACAAAAUUUGCACUAUGAGAACCUUACUGCCACAAUUUUUCGGAGCUUUUAACCCUAAAACUGAUUUCGAGCACUUGUUUAAAGUUACAAAUACAUUACCAUUGCCAAAACUAACGGAGGAACACUGCAGAGUAUUUGUCUGCAAAUUCUACGAUGUAGAGUGGGAAGCUUCGCAGACUUUACACUUCUUUAGGCAUAACAUAGUCCUAGCCGAAUACGCCAAAGUUCGUGACUAUUUAAGUGGAUUCUUCAUAGUCGUAGACUUUACAGACGCGAACUUGAUGGAUUACGUGACGAAACUAAACCUUGUUGAAUUGAGACAGGCCAUGUCAAUCUAUAUUGAAGGCUACGGGAUGAGAAUAAAAGCAAUUCACAUAAUAUCAACAUCAAAAUUCGUAGAAACAUUGGUGACCAUAUUGAAACAAGUAUUAAGUGCUAAAGUGGCUGGUAGGAUCUACGUCCACAAAUGUCAUACGGAUCUUCACAAACACAUAUCCAAAGAAAUACUUCCAAAAGAAUUCGGUGGUGAUGAACGCUCUUUAAAAACCCUUCAAGAGGAAUGGAUUGAGGUGCUUUCAUCGGAGGAUCACUUAAACUACUUGCAAGAUAUGAAUUCAGCCACUACCAAUGAAUCAUGCAGGCUGAAAGACCAAUUUACGGAACAGUACGCUGGAAUGCCAGGAACGUUUAGACUUUUGAGUGUAGAUAAGAUCCUUCAAAUAAGACCAGACACAAUACAAAGUAUUCAAAAAAUGUACAACCUAGAUAAACCGGGGAGCUUAAAAGAAGCUAAAAGAAUAAUGAACGAGUGGAUUCAGAAGCAGCCACAUUUUAAUAAGAAGGAUUUCGAAGAGAGCCCUGAAGAGCCCUUGAAGAGUAUUGUUACUGAAAAUAAGGAGUACUUCUUCAGCUACUCGCUUUUCUUGCCUAAAAUAACUGACGAUCACUACAGGAUAUUUGUUAGCAAAUUUUCCGAUGUCGAUUGGGAAUCUCCACAGGCCAUAUACUUUUUUAGGCAUGUUGCAAUCAUGAUAGAAUACGUCAAAGUUCAUGACUACAUGGGUGGAGCGAUCGUGAUUUUAGACUUUUCGGAGGCCAACGUAAUGAAUUUUUUGAAAAAAUUGAGUCCGGUCCUAGUUCGACAAGCCAUGACUAUCUUCAUGGAGGGCUACGGUAUGAGAAUAAAAGGAAUCCACAUUAUAUCAGAAUCGAAAUUCGUUGAGGGAUUUGUUAUGUUAUUGAAACAAGCGGUUAGCGCUAAAGUGGGUAACCGCAUUAACGUCUAUAGAAGUGUAAAGGAUUUACACGAUUUCAUACCAAAAGCCAUACUUCCUGAAGAAUACGGUGGAGAGGAGCGUUCGCUGAAAACUCUUCUCGAAGAAUCGCUUGACGCGCUUUCGUCAGAAGAACAUUUGAGUUACUUAGAAGAAAUGAAUAAGGCUACAACCAAUGAAUCCUGCCGGCCGAAAGACCAAUUUGUCGAACAAUAUGGUGGAAUGCCGGGCACAUUCAGAUUCUUGAGUUUGAUGUUUUGCUACAAGCACGCCAGUAUAGUUGAAACAUUGGAGCUAAGUACAAGGCUUGUAUUGAAAAUGGAAUUUGUGCCAGUACACAAGAUCCUUCAAGUGAGACCGGAUACAAUGGAAAAUAUUCUUAAAAUGUACAACCUUGACACGAAGAGCUUGAAAGAAGCUAUAAAACUAUUAAAGGAAUGGGUUCAAAAGCAGCCGCACUUUAAUAAGAAGGAUUUCGGUGAUCGCUAUUUGGAGACGGCAAUUAUUGUAUGCAAGGGAUCGAUAGAGCGAGCUAAACUACAAUUGGACAAAAUAUGUACGAUGAGAACGUUGAUGCCUCAAUUUUUCGGAAAAUUUAAUUGUAAAACUGACUUUGAACAAUUGAACGAAAUUAUCUACACGAUUGUGUUGCCCAAAUUAACAGAUGAUGACUACAGGGUAUUUGUCGCCAAAUAUUUCGAUAUCGAUUUUGAAGCUUCAAUGAUCAUGCACUCAUUUAGGCAUAACAUAAUCUUGGGAGAGUACAUUAAAGCUCACGAUUAUUUGACUGGAUUUAUCUUGAUAUUAGAUUUUUCGGAGGUCGACGUGAUGGCGUUUGUAACUAAAACAAGCCCUGUCCUUCUUAGACAAUCUGUCACUAUUUUAAUUGAGGGCUACGGGAUGAGAGUUAAAGGAAUCUACAUAAUAUCAGAAUCAAAAUUCGUCAACGGUUUGGUUGCGUUAAUAAAACAAGUGGUUAACGCCAAAAUAGUUAACCGGAUACACGUCCUUAAAAGUGUUAAGGAUUUACAUGAAUUCAUUCCAAAAGCCAUACUUCCCAUAGAUUAUGGUGGUGAAGAACGUUCACUGAAAACUCUUCAAGAAGAAUGGCUGGACGUACUUUCGUCAGAAGAAUAUUUGAGUUACUUAGAAGAAAUGAAUAAGGCUACAACUAAUGAAUCCUGCCGGCCGAAAGACCAAUUCGUCGAACAAUACGGUGGAAUGCCGGGCACAUUCAGAUUCUUGAGUGUAGAUUAGAAGCUAAAUACAGAACUGAUAAAAGACGUAAACUACCCGGCAAAAAUAUUGCACAUUGAACUUUAAAAAGAGAUAACGAUUUCAUAGAGCAUUGUCUCUGUCGUU